AUGCCUGCUUUCCCUGCUUAUGACACCAAUUCCUCAACCUUUCUCCUAGCAGGCUUUCCUGGCUUGGAACGAGAAUAUCCCUGGAUUUCCAUUCCUUUCUCCUGUAUCUAUGCUAUGGUACUCUCAGGGAAUUGCCUGGUGCUGCAUGUGAUCUGGACGGAGCCAAGCCUACAUGAACCCAUGUUCUACUUCCUGGCCAUGCUGGCCCUCACUGACCUGUCCACAGUGCACACGGUGCUGGGGGUUCUGUGGGGCCUAAGCCAGGAAGUCAGCCUGGAUGCCUGCAUUGCCCAAACUUACUUCAUCCAUGGUCUGUCCCUCACAGAGUCUGGAGUCCUUCUUGCCAUGGCUUUUGAUCACUUUACAGCAAUCUGUAAUCCUCUGAGAUACACAUCCAUACUAACAAGUGCCAGGAUCAUGAAAAUUGGACUGGGAAUUCUCGUUAGGAGUUUUCUGUUCAUCAUUGCUCCCAUAAUCCGCCUAAAGUUUUUUCGCUAUUGCCGUUCCCACAUCCUUUCUCACUCUUUCUGCCUCCACCAAGACCUACUGAGACUCGUAUGUUCUGACAUCCACUUCAACAGUUUCUAUGCCUUGGCUCUGGUGAUUUGUAUCCUUUUGUUUGAUUCUGUGUUAAUUAUUGUAUCCUACAUUCUGAUCCUGUAUUCUGUCUUGGCUAUUGCAUCCCGGGAGGAGCAGCUCAAGUCCUUGCAGACCUGUGUCUCCCACAUCUGUGCUGUUCUGGUUUUCUAUAUCCCAAUUAUUGGUCUCACCAUGGUGCACCGCUUUGGAAAGCACCUCUCUCCUGUGGUCCAUGUCCUCAUGGGCAACAUCUACAUCAUCUUCCCACCCCUGAUGAACCCCAUCAUCUACAGUGUGAAGACCCAACAGAUCCGAGGCAGGAUUCAGAAGUGGUUCUCCAUGAAGAGGGAAUAA
Messenger RNA from Suricata suricatta (meerkat), 933 nucleotides. RefSeq names its product olfactory receptor 51V1-like. The record is from RefSeq and is a predicted model, not a curated record. The transcript has a single exon. Gene Ontology annotation, molecular function: G protein-coupled receptor activity; olfactory receptor activity. Gene Ontology annotation, cellular component: membrane. Bases 1 to 933 code for a protein of 310 amino acids. NCBI's taxonomy places the organism in Eukaryota, Metazoa, Chordata, Mammalia, Carnivora, Herpestidae. Gene Ontology annotation, biological process: G protein-coupled receptor signaling pathway.